GAGAGCGGGCCGUACUUUACUUUAUCGCGCCUUCCGACAGUUUCCAUUCUCGUACGUUCCCCUUGCUGCAGCUUCCUUCCACUCUCUACGACCUUCUUCUUCGGCGGGGUCGUCUCCCAAUUCUCCGAAGCUUCUAGAACUUUCGGGCACGUUCCACCCGAAUCUGCAUGCAUCCGAGCCGUGGGUCGGGGGCGGGGGCGGGGGCGUCGGCGUUGUCGUCGUCGCCGCCGUUCCUGAUGAAGGCGUACGAGCUGGUGGACGACCCGGCGGUGGACGACGUGGUCUCGUGGGGCGAGAACGGCUCGACCUUCGUGGUGUGGCGCCCCGCGGAGUUCGCGCGCGACCUCCUCCCCAAGUACUUCAAGCACAACAACUUCUCCAGCUUCGUUCGCCAGCUUAACACAUACGGAUUUAAGAAGGUGGUGACGGAUCGGUGGGAGUUCGCGAACGAGAGCUUCCGGCGGGGCGAGAGGAGGCUCCUGAGCGAAAUCCACCGGCGGAGGGUGUGCCCGGCGGUGGCGGUGGCGGUGCCGAUGCCGAUCCAAUCCCCGGGGAGUUCGGGGGAGGAUCCGCAGGCCUUGUCGUUGUCGUCGACCACCUCCCCUCCUCAGCUGCUGCCGCCGCCGCCGCCGCCGCCGCAUGUGGAUUUGGCGGAGGAGAACGCGUGGCUGCGGACGGAGAACGCGCGGCUCUCCCGCGAGCUCGGCGACAUGCGCGGCCUCUGCAGCAACAUCUUCCGCCUCGUCACCACCUACACCGCCGACGAGGGCACGUCCUCCGUGCCGCCGCCGCCGCCUCCACCGGCGCCGCCGCCCCCGCCGCAGGCGCUGGAGCUGUUCCCGAGGAGGACGCCGGAGGAGGAGGAGGACGCCGUGUCCGUGCUGUUCGGGGUCCCGAUCAGGGGGAGGCGGGAGCCGUCGGCGCGAGCGCCCGGCGCGGAUCCAGAGGAGUGAGGGGGGUGGGCGGCGCUGUGAGGAGCACGUGGCGGCGCCAGAGCACUGGCGGUCACGCGCGGGCGCGCCGCAGAAGAGAAGGUACGAGAAGGAGUUAGAACUUAGUAAGGUCUAGAAGGUUCGUAGAAGUCGCCAGAGUGCGACGGUGACAGUCGAGGUCUAGAAGGUUUUAGAACUCGCUAGAUGUUUUGCCUUUUGUUUUGUUUUGUUUUUGCCUUUGUUUUUGUUUUUUUUCCCAUCGUCCCUUGCGCCUUGUGGCCAUAAAUAAAUAACCUACGCUCAGAUGCUCAGGCAAAGGUGACGCAAUGCGUCCGAAGAAUAUUGUUUUUAUAAAAUAUUAGCCUGCUGAUA
Molecule: messenger RNA, 1304 nt
Organism: Ananas comosus (pineapple)
Lineage: Eukaryota; Viridiplantae; Streptophyta; Magnoliopsida; Poales; Bromeliaceae
Product: heat stress transcription factor B-2b-like
Exons: 2
Coding region: 168-953 (261 amino acids)
Biological process (GO): regulation of transcription by RNA polymerase II
Cellular component (GO): nucleus
Molecular function (GO): DNA-binding transcription factor activity; RNA polymerase II cis-regulatory region sequence-specific DNA binding
Source: RefSeq, a predicted model, not a curated record